Messenger RNA from Aureobasidium musti, 678 nucleotides. NCBI's taxonomy places the organism in Eukaryota, Fungi, Ascomycota, Dothideomycetes, Dothideales, Saccotheciaceae. The record is from the annotation of a GenBank genome assembly.
AUGCCUAUUGAAAUCAGUCGCAUGGUCGACAGCGACAUAGAUGGCGCCGUGGAGUGUAUUCAANAAGCUUUCGCAGAAGACCCCUACUUCGAAUGGGUAUUCCCUGAAAAUCACGCUCUGUUCUACGUAGCCAAAGACCCUUCAUCUUCUACUCCUUCGCGUGUCCUCGGUGUCGCCUGUUGGCUACCUCCCACCAAUUCUUCCGCUCCGCAAUCCUGGAAGAGCUGGUUUGGAGAUUGGUCGCUGUGGUUGAACCAAGUCUGGAUGAAUGCUGUGUAUGGUAGGGGCGGCCUGAACGUGCGCCGCUACCACAUCUGGUUUGUCUCCGGGAUAGUGAUGAUGUAUCAACUCGCUNCUAAUAAUCGAGUUUGUAGGAAAGCUGCUCAAAGCAACGCGCAGCGUCAGCUCUGGACAGAUGACCAGGGUUACUACUUCUGUAAUAUUGUGACAGUGCUUCCGGAAUAUCAAGGGUUGGGUAUAGGAAAAGACNUUUUUGAAGUCGUGAUGCGUCAAGCGGAUGCCGAGGGGCGAAAGUGUUAUCUCGAGAGUUCGAGAGCGGUGCCCAAUAUGGCUAUAUACCAAAAGAUGGGCUUCGAGUUGGCAAAAGAGAUGGAGUGUGAUGAUCAGGGGACUGCCAUAACGCUGUACUGUAUGAUGAGGAGUCCGCGGUCCGAAUAA